Messenger RNA from Bactrocera neohumeralis, 7374 nucleotides. RefSeq names its product nonsense-mediated mRNA decay factor SMG5 (gene Smg5). The record is from RefSeq and is a predicted model, not a curated record. The coding region runs from base 224 to 3946 and encodes 1240 amino acids. Lineage: Eukaryota; Metazoa; Arthropoda; Insecta; Diptera; Tephritidae. Gene Ontology annotation, molecular function: telomeric repeat DNA binding; telomerase RNA binding; protein binding. The transcript is spliced from 7 exons. Gene Ontology annotation, biological process: nuclear-transcribed mRNA catabolic process, nonsense-mediated decay. Gene Ontology annotation, cellular component: telomerase holoenzyme complex.
CGUAGGAACUGAUGGCAAAAAACGAUGAAAAGCAAAAGUUUUUGGAAUUUGUAAAAACAGCAGCUGUGAGUGAUAAUUUUACGCCUUUAAAGCAAAAAUAAAAUAUAAAAACGAAGUAAUAUAGACAAAGAAAGAACAGAUAUAUAGUAGUGUUUGGAUCGAAAUUACAGAAAAAAGUUAAUAAGUAAAAUUAAAAGAUAUAAAAUUGAAAGAAGCUUCAAAUAUGGAGCAAAGUUUCAGUUCUGGAGGCUCGAAUGCUUCCGGAGAUAGUGUCGGAGGCUUUGGCCAGAAUACUACGAUAACUAAUGCAAGUGCCAGCGAUAUUAUUUACAAUAAGAAUGUCACCCAAAACAGUGGUGGCAACGGAAACGGAUUAACACCUGAAGUGAAGGAGAUCUAUAGAUCUCUUUACAUUGUUGCCAAACAACUAGACGAUGAAAAGAAACACAUUAGCACCAUUUCUCAACUGUUUCAACAUGAUUUGGAAGAGAAACGUUCUCAGCUGGUUCAGCUUUGCAAAAAGAUUGUUUUCAAGGACUACCAAUCAGUGGGUAAGAAAGCUCGUGAAAUCAUGUGGCGCAAGGGAUAUUAUGAGUUUAUCGCUUACGUGAAGAAAAACUGGCACAAAGAAUUAAAAGACACCACCCAGAUCAGUACGCAAGACAAUCUAUUAAAAGUGGAACGUUUUCUCUGCGCUGGAAUAUCAAAUUACAAACGAAUGGCAGCUCAAAUGGAAGAGAUAUAUGAUCUUGACUUGAAAUACUUAAUUGAUUUUAGUAUUAUUAGUGACGGAUAUUUGAGUGAAAUUGAUCAUAAGCAAACAGGCGAGAACAAUGGCGCAGGCGAUGUUAGUGCUGCACAUCCAGUGGAUAAAAGUUUAGAAGCAGUUUCAUUUGCUUUAGACACUAUACAUUCAUCACUGUUGAGUUUAGGCGAUUUGCACCGUUACUUUUUGGACUUUCGCAUUGACACGCGCCUAAAGGUAACUAAACAACAAGCUGCCAAAUAUUACUUUGAAGCAUUCAAACUGAAUCCGGCAAUUGGCAUGUCCCAGAAUCAAUUGGGUACACUCUACUAUGGCCAAAAUCACGAUUUGGAUUCCAUCUAUCAUUACUUAUACUCCUUGGUUAGCAUUGUACCAUUUGAGUUAAGUGAAAAUAAUGUGUGUAAGCUUUUUGCCUCUCAUGCCGAUUACCUGGAAAAAUUGGACCCAGAGAAGAUAGAAUUUAGUCUUCAAGAUUUCUACGCUCGCUUUUAUUUGAUUGUAGACAUAUUUUUCUUCGAUAAAGAAGUGCCCGAUUUCAAUUCUCUUUGUCACUGCGUACUUGUAGACUUGCGCAAAGUGCUCUGCUCUAAGGCAUUCACCAUUGAAGAAAGUUGCAUUUUCAAAAUUGUCUCGAUACUGUUUUUCUGCUUAUCUAAGCUAAAGAUGAUAAACUCCCAGAAGGUUUACUCGCUAAAUGCUUUCCUAGUAGCUGUGUGCUCCGAUCUAAUGGAUGCAUGCAUUGUAAAUUUGGAGCAAACAAUUUUGGCCAAAUCUGCGGAGAAUGAAGAAUUUCAUGAAAUGUACUCAGAUAAGUUUGAUGAGUUUAAUAUGGUAGUACGCAAAUCACGCAACGAAUAUAAAAAUUGGCUUGUUACUAUUGGCGAAGCUGACAAAAAAGAGAAGAAACUUAAUGCUAAAUUGUCAUUGAAAGAAUGCUCAUCUGAUUCGCGAGACAGUCAAAACUCAAAUGACGAAUAUGCCAUCAAAACUCAGGACAGUCAUAAGCACACCAAAAUUGAUGGUGGCACCGAAAAGAAUGCCGACCCCAUAUCUACGCGUUCGAGCGAUGAAGCGAAAGAGAGCGAUCUGAAGACACCGUUAUCGUGCAAGAGCAAGAAGAAAGGCAUGAAACUACGUCGUCGUAGACGCAAAAUUGCGCAGUCGGAUGAUAGCUCGUGUUAUGACACCGAAAGCGAUAUGGAUACCGACUUUAGCACAGACGAUGAGGACUACACCGAUUUAAGUUCAAAUUUUGAUACCGAUUUCAGUGACAUCGAAGCUGAACCCGUGGCUGAUGAACGCGAGGAGGCUGAUGAAGCAGACUUUGUCAAGCAGCCAACAAAAUCAGUAGCUCAGGAGCAAAAUGCGCCGCGUUUAACUUCGGCAGCGUCCAAGGAAAGCUUGACUUCCAAUGAAGGCGUCGGUCCGACUUUCUCCGACAAUGAAGACAUUGUUAUUGAGGAGGAGAAAAUUAUUUAUCCCGAUGAGCAACAGGCAACGCUAGCAAAACAACGCACCGAUUCACAGGAGGUUGAUAGCGAGGAAUUGCUGCGCAGUUUUGAGAUAUUGCAGAUGAAUGGUAGUGGCUCCCUCAACUUCAAGAAUACCGACAAUGAGGAAUCACUACCGGCGGUUUUAGAAAAUAAUGAGAAGCAUCAAACUGUCGAAGAUGUCAAUUUCAAUCCGGGAGAGCCGCCAAAGAAACUCGUUUAUCGCAACAAGUAUACAAAAAUUAAUCCGAAUAUAAUAAUUGAGUUUGCGCGCCACGAGCCAACCAUGCGUGCUUUGAAAAUUCUAUACGAUUGGUUACGCAUCAAUCAUGAAAUUCUCUUCGGUUGCUAUCACUCCAAUCCGGAAUUCAUACACAAGAUUAUGAAGCUGCUAAAUUACUGCAACAUCGACAUAUUUACACGUAAAGUGUACUUCGAACGUGAAUUCCUAACCACACCCAAUGUGCGCACUCCACUCGGCGAUUUAUUCGAUGUACGCGCCAAUGUGCCAUUGGCAGAAGAUUUCGUUUUCAAAAAUUUUGACAUUUUCCAAGGCACCCAACUGACUUUGGAUUGGGAGACAACCAUACGUGAACACGUCACACCCGAAGAGGAGUGUAUUCUGCGUAUUUUCAAAAUGGUGGAUUUCGGUUUCUUUAUUUGCAAGCAAAAGAAAUUCAAUUAUCGCUUCUGCGUAAAGAGUCGCCGCUUCACUGAGAAUGCCAAGAAAAAGCGUGAGGAGAAGAAAUCGUCCUCACGUCGUCGUGAGCGACGCACAGUGAAGAAUGCAACACGCAAGCGAGCCGAAGGACGCACACGCCGUUACUCGGACCGUAAGAAUGGCAUCGUCCGUAAGAGUUACACCAGCAAUGAGGAAAAAGAUACUGUUGAGGAAUGCAAGAAAAUGCCGCGCAAAGGAUAUUUGCGUAAUCGUAAUAUUGAAAAGUCGGUGACAUGCAAUAACUUCGGCGGUGCUGGUGGUGGCGGUGGUGGGGGCACAUCCGCUUCCACGACCACCAACAGCGCGAUGUGCGAUAAAGUUUUACUACAAUCCAGCAGUGGCGCUGACGAAGAACGCUCAGAGGCUAUGUCGAAGAAAUGUGAGAUGAUGGGCAAGCUGUGGCUCAAGAACGAAGUCGAAACACUUGAGGAAGAGUUAAGAAAAAAUCCAUUGAACAUCAUCAUGACGCCAUUUCUAGUUGUUGACGCUAAAGCUUUGACUGAAUAUAACGGCAUAGUUAAAAAUCUGGUGAAAACUAAGAAGUUUAUUGUGCUCAUACCGAAUGCAGUUUUGAACGAGUUGGACGAUCUGAAGAAACGGAGUGAAAAUGCACGUAAUGUCAUACGUUGGCUGGAGCAGGAGUUUAAGCAUGGAAAUAGACAUUUGCGCGCACAGCGUGAUAAUGAGAACUUGACCCUUUCCUUGUUGAAAAUACCCCGAAAACUGGAUCGCGACGCUAGCGUAUUCUUGCAAAUUGCACAGUUUUGCAAUCAUCUUGUUGCCAAUCAUUCGGAUCCCAAAUCUGCCGAAUUCCAAAGCAAUGUCAUCACAUAUUUGUCUGGCGAUUCGCUGCAUGAGAAACAACGCAAUCAAACAAACUUUAGUUUUACUGGCAUCUUGGACACUAUACCCGUGCGUUACGAGCAGAUCUCUAAUUUCUAUUCGAAAUUCAAGGCGAACAAAAAAUGAACCCAUACACGCUGCAGGAGCAACGCCUGCGUGGAGCGUUUUGUGUGAACUCAAGAUCAUAAAAACUAAUGAAGAGAUGAGGAUGAUUAGGGAAGAUAAAGAAUAAGAAGAGCUUACGAAGGAUUAAGGAUCUAUGAAAACGAAAAACAAAAUCAAAUCAAUUCAAACCAAACCAACAAAAACAACACAGAUAAAUUCCAGAACGUGAAUGAUGAGUGAAUUUAUUGAACGCAAUAACAACAAGGGCGGCGGCAGCCAUAGAGGCUACAACAGCGUUAGCAGUAGUAGCAGCAGUGCGGCAGCAUCAGCAGCAAAAAAUAAAAAAAAAAAUAAAAAAAAAAACAACUGUAAGUGCCUACGAGCAGUUAGAAAACCUUAAAAGCAACAAUUACAACUUUAUCCAGUUUAUUUGAAAACCACCACGAUGGAUAGAUAGAAAGGUGAAGAUUGUGGCGAUGAGUGAUGGUGAGGACAUGGCGAUGUUGUUGAUAUGGCAGUUUAGGAAGAUCGUGUGCAUAUAUGACAUCAGCAACAAAAUCAACAUGCAAAGAAAUCACGGUAAUAUAUGUAGUGGCAUUGGGUAUUAAACUCGACGUUGGCAAAAUAUUAUUUGUGAUGGCGAUGGUAGCGUGCCUUUGGUGAAGCGACUAGGCGACUUUUGUGUUUAUGUUUGCGGUGUGUUUGACAUUGCUUUUAGAGUUGAAACAAUAACAUCUGCAUUAUAAUUCUAUAUAAAUUUCGAGAACAAAAUUACAUUAGAACAUAAUUAGAAGAGAAAUUAAAAAAAAUCUUUACAGGAAAACCACACCACACAUUUGACAAAUUUUUGAAGGCAUAAAACAACAAUUCUACAAGAGGAUAUGCAAUAAUCACAAUUUUACAUUAAAUAUUUUUCCGAAAUUCCAUUUUUUUCUUCAUUAAAUAUUUUUCUAAAUUUCCGUUUUGCUUUCAAACUUCUUGAUUAAAAUUUUACUAAACAAACACCUCAGCUCUAAAUUCACAGUAAAACUAUCUUUAAUCACUUUAUUUUUAUUGCUUUCACUUCUUUGUUAUAAUUCUGUCUCACUCGCCUAAUAGCAGCCGAAGUUUGCCAGUUUAAAUCAUGGUAUCGCUGAGCCAUCAUUUUCUUUACCGAUAUAUUUUAAGAGCUGUUGCAGUGGAAAGUUCAUUUGCAUCAUAUUUGAUUGCUAUAAACAACCUUCGAUCAGCAGCUGUCAAAAGUCAGCUGUCAUUGUUUACAUUCAUAUAGAUUUGUGAGCCGCGCGAAUUUCCCACCAUUCGCGAGAAACAAUAACAAAACUAUGUUUUUGGCAUACACAAAAAUGCCUCAACAAGCUUCUUCAAUAGCUUCUACUAAAUCCAGCACAUAUAAUGCUGUAAAGCUUAGGGCAUUUCGCUUGUUUGUGUAGCCGCAGCCUUUCGCGAAGUACUAGCUCAUGUAAUCACGACAGUCUUCGAAAUCUUCUCUAAGUGUAGGAGUAUAUUUGUGCUUGAGCGCAUUUUUAUUACCGUUUUUUUUGCUUUGUUCCGAGAAAUUUUGCAUCCAGGCGCGUACGUGUCUCAAAACCUCUAUCGUAACGAAAUGUAAAAGAAAAUGUUAGACUACAUUGAUUCAAAAUUUCGUACUGCCAUCAAAAUGCACAUCUUCCAUAUGAUAGUUUGUUGUUCCCGUUAAGUCUGUGAUGACGUGGAAUUGAAAUAUGUCGUGUAUUUAAGAUUUUCUUUUAUGUUUCGCUGCGUGUGCGUACUACAUUAUUUCAGUAAAUUUUAUUAAUUCAAAUUCAAUUAUGCAUAUAACAUAUUUGUAGUCGCGUAUGUAUGUACAUACAUAUGUAUAUAGCAUACUGUUAAACUGGGUUGCCGUCUUCAAAUACGCUUUUUUAUCGCGCAGGAAACAAGCGCCGUGUGGAUUUUUGUGGCGCUUAGAAAAUUAUUGUGAAGAAAUAAUAUGUGGCAUCGCAAAUUAUUUAGACUUUUAAUAUUAAAUUUUCAUUCAAUUCAAUUGCAUAAUUCAACAUUUCUUACCCUAAUAUCUGGUUGUUAAUAAAUUUUUUAAAAUAUUUUUUUUUUAUAAUUUUUUAAUAUUUUUUCUUUAUUAUUAUUUUUUAUUAAGUUUAUAUUUGUAUUUCUUUUUUUUUAAUUUUUUUAAUUUCUAUUUAAUUUUUUUUAAAAUCUGUUAAAUUUUUUUUCAAAUUUUAUUUAAAAAUAUUUUAAUUUUUAUUUUUUUUAUCUUUAUUUUAUAUUUGUUUUACAUUUGUUGUUUGUUUUUAAUUUUGUUUGUUUGUUUUUUUUUUUUCAAUUAUAAAAAUUUCGCCACAAAGUUUGCGCCACAUUCCAUCAAUAAAGGAACCGCAACACCAAACAGUUUAUGCCUAACUAUACUAAUAUUAUAGAAAAUAUUCUUUAUGUAAUUAUAAUGGUAUGAAUUCGAAAAACAAGCAUUACGCAGGGUUCCGCUGGGGUAUUUUUGUGCCACAUCUGAAAUAUUUAUGUCUACCAGUUCAUAUAUUGCACGAAAUCCAGUUUUAUCACAUCCUCAAAUAUUACAAAUUCUUAAAAUUUUUCGAAACACCAACAAAUUUACUAGUUUCUGCUUAAAUCGUCUUUUAAAUACCUGUCAUCAAAUAGAAUACAUCUACUAGUUUUUUUUGUCUCAAAUUGUACUGGAAAUUACCCAUAUAGGUAAAUAAAAUACGCCUGCUGAUUUCUGCGUCUUAAUUUCGACAUAACCGUACACAUACUUUUUCUUAAUAUAACGUUUAUUUUUACUACAAAAAAGAACAAAAAUACAUGUAAUCAUAUCAGGAUUUAAUUUCAAACCGUAACUAAUUAUAUAAUUUAUGUUAAUCAUAGUCGUAAACAGCAACCCCUUUUGAAAGAGCCCCAUUCUCUCUGCCUUCGUUUUCGUUGUUUUGCAUUAGAAAAAAAAUCAAAAAAAUAUUGAUAAAACACGUAUUGAAAAGAACCCCAUGAAAGCUCUGCAAGUUGGUGUAGCUGCUUUCACAAAAGCUUUAAAGCUCACCGUCAAAAUUCGGCCGCUCGUAGGGCGUAUCCCUCUAGUGUGCAUAACUUGCACUCGCACGGAGCUCUUCACUUCACAACGUUUUUGGUUUCAUAUAUAAUUUUAUAUUACUAAAUCAUUGUGUGCCACUAGGUUCUUGAUAUUUGCAUUAAUAUUUAAUAAAGGAAGGGCAGAAAAAUAAUAAUGAUUUAUAACUUUGUGACGUAUUGAAUAAUAGCAAUAUAGUUUGCCAAUUAUUUGAAUGUCAAAUUCCACAAUACGUUUGAAAUUGUUCCCAGCCUUUUAAACCUUAAUUUCCUAUUACUAAAAUAUAUACAAACAAUAAAUAUAAAUAAUUCUCCGUCAGUCCAUUAUUAACUUUAAUAAUAAAACAACAAAAAAAUUCUUGCUUGUCGGGUUUCACAAA